UUUAACUUUCUGCUCGACUUUGGUAGUUUGGAUAAAAUGAGGACUGUUUUGACAAAAUUGGCUGAUCAGAUUUUGCUUUCAACAUACAGACAAGUCUUUCCAGGAUGGUAUACCUUGCCAUCCAGAGCAGUAACUACAAGGUACUGGGAUGGAGAAAAAUUUGUAGAAAUGGAAACCGCACCUGAUUUAAGUGCUUCUGAUGAAGUUCCCAAAGGAGAGAAACUGAAAGAAGAAUCAGAGAAAAUUCUGAAUAAGCUUGGAGAGGAUGACCCACGUGUGAAACCCAGAGCCUCAGUACAAGGGGCCCCAAGGGGACUGAAAUACAGAAAGAAGUAUGUUGAGGCCCUGAAAAGUAAAGAAAAAAUUGAGGAAAGUUACAGCAUUGAAAAAAUUGAAAAGAUACUUAGUGAAAUGGUGAUAGCUCAGCAACAAAACCAGCAGGCAGAGAGAGGGGAUGGUAUUCAAGAUGAGUUCUCACUUAUAAAGAAUGAAAGACCUCCCAAUCCAUAUGCCACAAAGCAACGAAAGUGCAUUCUUUGUGAAUAUGAUGUCCAUCUUGAUUACAAGAAUGCUCGUUUGCUGAGUCAGUUUGUGUCACCCCACACUGGGAGGAUAUACAAUAGAGGGACCACAGGACUUUGUACACCAAUGCAGAAACAUGUAGCCAGUCUUAUCAAAACAGCUAGAGCAUUUGGUUUCAUGCCUUUUCUCAACAAAAGAAUGGAAUUCAAAGAUGAUCCCGACAUAAGAUCAAAAGAGAUUUAAUGUGAAUAACUUGGUUACUCAUGUGUUUAAUAAAUGAUAAUACAGUCAAA
Messenger RNA from Saccostrea echinata, 815 nucleotides. RefSeq lists its product as uncharacterized. Gene Ontology annotation, molecular function: small ribosomal subunit rRNA binding; structural constituent of ribosome. The transcript is spliced from 5 exons. Bases 37 to 765 code for a protein of 242 amino acids. Gene Ontology annotation, cellular component: mitochondrial small ribosomal subunit; ribosome. NCBI's taxonomy places the organism in Eukaryota, Metazoa, Mollusca, Bivalvia, Ostreida, Ostreidae. The record is from RefSeq and is a predicted model, not a curated record. Gene Ontology annotation, biological process: mitochondrial translation.